Messenger RNA from Morchella sextelata, 1335 nucleotides. RefSeq lists its product as uncharacterized. The transcript has 2 exons. Lineage: Eukaryota; Fungi; Ascomycota; Pezizomycetes; Pezizales; Morchellaceae. Bases 1 to 1335 code for a protein of 444 amino acids. The record is from RefSeq and is a predicted model, not a curated record.
AUGGCUUACAUCUUUGGCGCUGCCUUUAGAGGAAUCUGGGGCUCUGUCUUUCCACCUCACCCAAGCUCUAGCGAUACAGAUACUGCCACCACCACCACCUCGAGCUCUGACAGCAUGGAUUGCGCGGAAGAAAUCCCGUGGACCGACAUCACAGAGGCGCAUGUGUCCAACCUCCGAGGCCACGUUCGCUAUCUCAAAAACAUUGGGACUAAACUUAACGUCGCCGAUAAACUAGAAGACUACAACAAACGCGCCGCACAGGUCCUCGCCGACGCCGAAGCCGCCGCCCUCAUUGCCGGCAUCGAAAUCUCCCCCAAGAACCAAGCCAACGCCAAAACUACCGAACCACCUCCCACCGAGCCGCGACGUCGCCGCGGGCGCUCCCCUGGCCCCAUCACCACCGACCCCGACCCCGCCACCGACGGCGUAUCCGGCCCCAAGAAAGUCAAGUUCCGCUCUCCAGUCGCCGUCGCCGCCGAAAAACCGCCCGCAUUCUCCCGCAGAACCCCACCAACCGCCGCGGAGCUCGCACAGCUCACUUCAAGGCUGGGCAAACACGAGCGGCCGGAGUAUGCUGGCUAUGAAGAAAUGUCGGCGAAGGGCAUGAAGAGGAACAGGAACUACUACAUCGAGAAGAGGUACUGGAGACGCCAGCAGCUUGAGGGGGAGGAGACAGAUGACGAGGAGGACAUUGAUCAUGUCGAGUUUGCGCCGUAUCCAGAUUACAUCAGGGACCGUCUUCCAGAGACUCGUCCUGCUCCUAAGCGCCGUGGAAACCGUCCUUUCACGAACGAGCUUGUCGUUCCUGUUGAAGCUGAGGACGACACAGUCGAGGAAAAGUCCAAACCUUUGAGUGCAAAGGUCACCACAGAAGAAGAGGAGAAGAAGAUUCACGACGCUCCCAAGACUACUACAACUACAACUUCACAAAAAGCCACUCCUACCACACAAGCCUCGGAGCCAGAAGUCAAACCAACCAACCCCACCCCCAAACCCUCUGCCAACAUCACCUCGCAGCACGCUCCCACAGCUCCCGCCCCCAACCCCCACCCCGAGGCCAACAAAUCGCGCAAACGCGCUACCGCCGAGUCCGCUGCUCGCACACCCAAGAACCCAACCACCCCACACAUCCCCACCCGCAGCUUCUACUCAGAGGUCAAGGCGGCCAAACACAGCGCCGACGAGGAGGACACCGUCGAGUGCCCGCAGAGCACGGCAAAGAGGCAGAGGAGGUUCGUUCAGCGGCUGCCAGAGGACUUGGCGAAGCGCGCGUCGACGGCGGAGAGCGUGGGUGCCGGUGGUCCGGCGGGGGUGAAGAGAAGGAAGUUUGUUUGA